AUGGCCCGCAACAGCACCGUCAAUGGCGUCGCCAAGUACUCUCGAUCGAAGAUGUAUUCUCGACGAGCCCAGCACAAGCGAACCAAGCCAGUGACCAAGGUCGAGGCCAAGAAGGCUGCCUUCGUCUCCACCAAGACCGUCGGCGGUGACAAGAACGGCGGCACCCGAAAGGUCGUCGCUCGACGAGAGCCCAAGUACUACCCAACUCUUUCCAUCCGAAAGAAGCUCGUCGGACACGGCCAGAAGACCUUCUCCGCCCACCAGCACAGCCUCCGAUCCUCCAUCGUCCCAGGAUCCGUCCUCAUCCUCCUCACCGGUGUCCACCGAGGCAAGCGAGUCGUUUUCUUGAAGCAGCUCGAGUCUGGACUUCUCCUCGUCACCGGACCUUACAAGGUCAACGGAGUCCCACUCCGACGAGCCAUCGCUUCCCAGGUCAUCGCAACCUCCGCCAAGGUCGAUGUCUCCAACAUCGCCGUCCCCGAGCACGUCAACGACGCCUACUUCAAGCGAACCAAGGCCGCCAAGAAGACCGAGGAGGGCAUCUUCGAGAAGACACAGGAGAAGUACUCCGCCUCCGAGCAGCGAAAGGCUGACCAGAAGAGCAUCGAUGCCGCUCUCCUCGCCCCCAUCGCCGCCACUCCCUACCUCAAGGGAUACCUCCAGGCGCAGUUCGGCCUUUCCCGCGGACAAUACCCCCACAACUUGAAGUUCUAA
Oikopleura dioica is the source of this 714-nucleotide messenger RNA. The record is from the annotation of a GenBank genome assembly. NCBI's taxonomy places the organism in Eukaryota, Metazoa, Chordata, Appendicularia, Copelata, Oikopleuridae.